AAAGUGUCGGUCAGGUUUCCGUGGUCACCGUGAGAUCGGCUCGCCGUCGCCUUCCUGCUGCAGUGAGAAGAAGCGGCGUCGAGACAGACUGGGAAGACUCAACACCACCACCUCCAAUAACUAUACUGUACAAUGAAACUGUUAGCAAUAUCUCCCUCUCUCGAUAUCCGCUUCGUCCCGGUUAUACUGCUGGUGAUGGGCCUCUCUACUCCUGGACAAGCAGAAAUCACCAGUCUCGACUCAGGCAACAUUGAUGACGUCCUAAAUAAUGCUGGGGUGGCAUUAGUGAAUUUUUACGCAGACUGGUGCCGGUUCAGUCAGAUGCUCCAUCCAAUUUUUGAGGAGGCAUCUAACAUAGUGAGGGAAGAGUUCCCCAACACCAAGCAAGUGGUGUUUGCCCGUGUCGACUGUGACCAACAUUCCGACAUAGCCCAGCGGUACCGCAUCACCAAGUAUCCAACAUUGAAGUUGUUCCGCAAUGGGAUGAUGAUGAAGAGAGAGUACAGGGGUCAGAGGUCGGUGACGGCCAUCGCUGACUUCAUUCGCCAGCAGCAGGUCGACCCUGUGAAAGAGAUACACUCAAUGGAGGAGGUUAAUACUGUGGAUAGGAGCAAAAGAAACAUCAUAGGCUACUUUGAAAAAAAGGACUGCGAUAACUACCACUCAUAUGAAAAAGUUGCCAACAUCCUUCGAGACGACUGCACAUUCUUGGCUGCCUUUGGCACUGUAUCUGAGCCUGAACGCUUCAGUGGAGACAAUGUCAUCUACAAGCCAGUCGGAGAGAGUGUCCCUGACAUGGUCUUCCUCGGCUCACUCGCCAACUUUGACCUGACGUACGCUUGGGCCCAGGAUAAGUGUGUGCCUCUGGUCAGGGAGAUCACCUUUGAAAAUGGAGAGGAGCUGACUGAAGAAGGAAUCCCUUUCCUCAUCUUAUUCCACGUCAAAGAAGACGGAGAGAGCUUAGAGAAGUUCCAACAAGAAGUGGCUCGCCAGCUCAUCAGUGAGAAAGGGUCCAUAAACUUCCUGCAUGCAGACUGCGAGAAGUUCCGUCAUCCUCUGCUCCAUAUCCAGAAAACUCCUGCGGACUGUCCUGUCAUUGCUAUAGACUCAUUUAGACACAUGUAUGUCUUUCCUGACUUCAAAGACCUCAACAUCCCCGGCAAACUGAGACAGUUUGUGCUGGACCUGCACUCCGGAAAGUUACACAGAGAAUUUCACCAUGGUCCUGACCCUACGGACAGCACGCCUGGACAGGAGGAGACGGCAGGAGAGGUGGCCAGCAGCCCUCCGGAGAGCUCAUUCCAGAAGCUGGCACCCAGCGAGACCCGCUACACCAUCCUCAGCCGGGACCGUGACGAGCUGUGACCUAAACAGCCAUCCAGUGAUCCUGUGACUCAAUGCCACGCCCCGGGGACAGGGAGGGGGUUAGGGUUGGGACAGGCCAGCGAGACAGAACAGUGGGACAGAACAACAACACCCAACACCCUUACUGAAAAGAGAGAGGGGAGAGGAGAAGAAAAAGAAGAACAGGAGAAGAAGUCCACCACCCAACCACGUUGGAAUAACCUAUAUUUUCAUAACUCUUUCACGUACAGUUUUUAUUUUGGAUCAAAAGGAAGUGGGGUAAAGAAGAAAUUGUGUGUGGGCAGGGGUUAGGGGCAUUAGGACAUCAAGAGAAGUGUUUUUACUUUUAUUUUUUGGAGCUUGUAAAUAUGUUUGUGCUACAUGGGAGUCUCAUUGUUGGUCUAAAUUAAAUGCAGAGUUUUCUUUAUUUUAUUCCUUUCUUUUUCAUCACCUGGCUUUUUGUAGAAAAGAAAAACUGACCCCAGAACAGUUCCCUCACUCCAGUUGUAUGGUUCUUAUCUGUGGGUAGUCCAGUUCAGCCUGUCCGAUAGGAGACGCUUGUUUAGUCUCACUGACCUCAUGGCUGCAUCUCAAUACAGCCAACUCUAGUCUAAUUCAUUUGUAUAGCACAAGUUAUAACAACAUGCCUGUUUGAAGUAGCUUUAUCUCCAUAUCUUCUCCACACCCACUCUGAAGGAAUAGAAAAAUAUUUUGGAAUACUUUGUAGGAGUAACGUAAUUUCAAACCACGACUUGAGACUGAAGAUAAAGAGACAGAGCUACUCAAUCCUAUUGAGAUGCACCCCCUCUCUCCCUGGUACUAAAUGGUUAUAGAUUAUGAUGUCUCUUACAGUGCUUAUAAAAAACUAUAGCCCCCCUCGCACCUUUUUUAUGUGUUACUGUUUUACAACACUGAAUCACAGUGGGUGUAAUUAGGAUUUAAAAAAAAAAAUUGGGUCAACAAUUGACAGAAAAUAUCGUAAGUGAAUGAACUUUUGGCCAUCAUACUAAAUUCUGUGUUUUAGUAUAACCGUACACCAUCCCCAUCAUGAAGCCUGGUGGUGGCAGCAUCAUGCUGUGUGGAGGCUUCUCUGCAGCCGCUUCCUGUGACGGUAGAAGGUUAAAACUGAUGCAGCAAAAUACAAAGAAAUACUGGUGAAAGCAUCCAACUACAGAUGUUUAUUUUACAUACCAAAUUGAUGCAGGAAUGGCUUAACAGCCAUGUGAAUGUCCUGGAUUAGCUAAAUUGGUCCAAUCCAGAAUCUGUGUCAGGACUUGAUAAUUGCUAUUCACUCAAAGUAAAACAAAUUAACUCGGAAGGGAAAGAGUUUGUGUCCAGAGUUUAAAAGCUGUUGACAGACCUAUUGAAACAGACCUGAGGCUGUAAUUGUUACCAAAGGUGCCUCUAUUAAGUAUUGUCUUGAAGGACGCAGAUACUUAUGCAAUCAGAGAUUUUGUUAAUUUUGUUCUCAAGACCAAGCUGUCUUUUUGUUGUUGUUGUUGCUCGGCGUCUAAAAUGCUGAUUACCUCCACUACUGUAAAACAGUAAAACAUCAAAAAGUCAAAGUGGGCUGGAUACCUUUUUUUUGUAAAGGUGUGGUGUUUGCCCAAACACCUCUGAGUUGCAAUCCUAGGAAUCAAAUAAGAGGGAAAAAUAAAUGAUUUGAAAUGGUGUACUUUAACACUGCUUCUGAAA
Messenger RNA from Larimichthys crocea (large yellow croaker), 3039 nucleotides. RefSeq names its product endoplasmic reticulum protein 44 (gene erp44). Lineage: Eukaryota; Metazoa; Chordata; Actinopteri; Sciaenidae. The transcript is spliced from 11 exons. Gene Ontology annotation, molecular function: protein disulfide isomerase activity. Gene Ontology annotation, cellular component: endoplasmic reticulum-Golgi intermediate compartment; endoplasmic reticulum membrane. Gene Ontology annotation, biological process: protein folding. The coding region runs from base 133 to 1365 and encodes 410 amino acids. The record is from RefSeq and is a predicted model, not a curated record.